UAUGGAGCUACACUUUGGAAUGGCAAAUAUUUACCUCAAGAUUCCACUCAUUUGGGAUAAUAACACCGUAUCUUGAUUUGAACUGGAUUCGGAAAAGUAAGAGAGAAGCUGUUCCAUUGCAGGAGCCCAGGGCAGCAAAUCAGGAUGAAGACUUAGUAAACAGAUCAUCUGGAAGCGCCCCAGGAGUAGAUUCGGGGGAGGGGGAGGAAGUACUUUCUCAAUAGACUUUUACAGUCAUGUUUCAUUUACUACAAAAACAGGGAAUCCGCAUGAUCCAUCAGAAAUAUCUGUGGGCUAUAGAAAGAAGCUCGUUGCUGGAGCCCAACAUGAAGGCUGGAUUGUUUCUUGUCUUAUUUGAACUGUGGGCUGACACGUGCUUAUCAAAUGGAACAGCUGGUUUUUCUGGGGUGAAGACAGAGCGGAGUUUCAUUCCAAACUGCUGGUCUUUCAAUGACACUGAUAAACAAUAUCUACAUAACACUAUGCAAGAUCCUUCUGGAGAAGAGUGUGUGCCAGGAGCCUCCAUGCGCAACUUCACUGAAAAGAACACCAAUUUUGGAUUCAAUCUCUAUAGGAAAAUAGCACUGAAGCAUGACAACAAUGUGUUCUUCUCUCCAUUGUCACUGUCCUUUUCAUUGGCAGCCUUCUUGCUGGCUUCCAAAGGGGAAACGCACAACCAAAUAGUACAGGCUCUAAACCUCCAUCUUCUGGACAGCAAAGAGAACCAGAUUCCAUAUUUGUUCCAACAGCUUAGGGUCAACCUCACCAAGAACAAAGAGUUCAGUCUUUUGCAGGACAGCUUCUCUUUCAUCCAGAAAGACUUCCGGAUCAAGGACAUCUUCCGCAACUUGUCCAAGCAAUACAUUGACAUGGAGUUCCUGACGGUUGACUUCCACAACUCUACUCUUGCCAAAAACAUCAUCAAUCAGCAUGUUAAACGAAAGACUAGAGGGAAAAUCCCGAUGUUGUUUGAUACAGUUGAUCAGCAUGCUAAAAUCAUCCUGGUGAACUGCAUUCUUUUUAAAGGCAAAUGGCUACAUCCAUUUUCGACCAAGUUCACAGAACUGGAAACCUUCUAUAUAGACAAUUACAGGACUGUCCAAGUGCCGAUGAUGUUCAAGACAGAGAGGGUUGCCUCCGUGUUUGAUAAGAACUUGCGCUGUGUUGUGCUAAAGCUUCCAUACAAAGGGAAUGUGCACAUGCUGAUUAUCAUGCCUGAAAAGGAGGGUGAUUAUAUGUCCGUUGAAGACCAUUUAACAAGUGAGCUGAUGGAGUCUUGGCUUAGGACCAUGAAGAUCAGGAAAAUGGACAUUUACUUUCCAAAGUUCAAACUAGACCAGAAAUACUACAUGGAUCUAUUGCUUCAAGAUCUGGGAAUUAAAGAUCUUUUCUCCUACAAAGCAGACCUGAGCCACCUCACAGAUGAGAUAUAUGUAAAAGUAUCACAGGUUCUCCAAAGAGCUGCUAUCGAAGUGGAUGAGAGAGGAACCGAAGUGGCAGCUGUCAGUGGAUCAGAAAUCAUAGCAUACUCGAUGCCACCAAUCAUCCGGGUGAAUCGGCCAUUCCUUUUCGUUAUCUAUGAAGAGAGCAUAAAUGCUUUGCUCUUUGUUGGCAGAGUCAUCAAUCCUACAGAGCUGUGAAUAAAAAUCAAGAGUUUCUGUC
Molecule: messenger RNA, 1662 nt
Organism: Rhineura floridana
Lineage: Eukaryota; Metazoa; Chordata; Lepidosauria; Squamata; Rhineuridae
Gene: SERPINA10
Product: serpin family A member 10
Exons: 6
Coding region: 237-1640 (467 amino acids)
Biological process (GO): blood coagulation; negative regulation of endopeptidase activity
Molecular function (GO): serine-type endopeptidase inhibitor activity
Source: RefSeq, a predicted model, not a curated record